AUCACUACAAAGGUCUCACUCAUAUCCUUCUCUCGACUCUUCGUUUCUUUUAUUCUAAUCUCACCGGCCUUUCGAAGAAGGAAGAGAAGAGAAAAUACAAAGACGAAGAAGAUAAUCAGUCGUUUCCUUCAUUCGUUUUUUUUCGCCAUUAUCGGAUCUCGGGUGCUACCAAACCCUAGAGAAUAAUUAUGGAACAAUUUCUGUAAUUAAUCUUUGAUCUUGAAAGGCUUUCAAUCGGAGCCAUUAUCUCUGAUAAAUCAUCCAUCUGCCCUAGUGAAUCAUCUGUAAUUCCCAAUAAUGUCUGGUUCGGGAGGGUUUGCUUUCGCGCGUAGUCACGACGGAGACCGCUUUUAUAAUCCGCCUCCAAUGCGAAGACAUCAACAGCAAUUGUUGCAACAGCAGCUUCAGAGGCCGACAAAGCCGAAGGCCCCAGUCAAGGCUGAGAACAAAAUGGAGUCUGACGACUCCACAUCGUCGAAACGUUCAGUUCGUUCGUCGUCUCCGACGAGACAGACAAGUUCUACCAACUUGGAUCGCUUCUUGGAGUCAACUACUCCUGUCGUUCCGGCGCAGUAUUUCUCCAAGACUAGCAUAAGGGGAUGGAGAACCUGCGAGACCGAUUUUCACCCGUACUUCAGCCUGGGGGAUCUAUGGGAGUCUUUCAAGGAGUGGAGCGCGUACGGUGCAGGUGUGCCUCUUCUGUUGAACGGGAGUGACUCUGUUGUGCAGUACUACGUGCCAUACUUGUCGGGCAUUCAGUUGUACAUAGACCCAUCCAAACCCUCCUCGAGGUCGAGGUGGCCUGGUGAUGAGAGUGAUGCUGAGUCCUCUAGAGGAAGUAGUGAGGGAAGCAGUGAUUGUGAGCUAGAACGGAGAGGCAAGCACAUCUCAGAGGGUUUGUGGGGUCACCAUAACUUGAUGGACUUGAACACAAAAAGAAUGAACAGGAUAUUUUUGAGAGAUGAACCUCUUGCUGGUUCAUCAAGUGAUGAAGGUGAAGUUGGCAAUCCACCAGGGCUGUUAAUAUUUGAAUAUUUGGAGCAGGAUCCCCCAUACAGCCGAGAACCUCUGGCAGAUAAGAUUUCAGUUCUUGCCUCUCAAUUUCCAGAACUUCGGACAUAUAGGAGUUGUGAUCUACUUCCAGCAAGUUGGAUUUCUGUGGCGUGGUAUCCAAUAUAUAGGAUACCGACAGGUCCAACACUCCGAGAUCUGGAUGCAUGCUUUUUAACAUUCCACUCUCUGUCUACUCCAUUUAAGAGUACAGAUGGUCAAUUUCAACAGAGCUUUGUUAGAAAAAUCAACAGAGAAAUUCGUGGGAAUGAGAAACUAUCACUUCCGACAUUUGGGCUUGCAUCUUACAAAUUUAAGGCUUCAGUUUGGACCCCAAAUGGAGUCUAUGAACGCCAGCAAGCAAGCUCAUUGUUACAAGCAGCUGACAACUGGCUCCGGCUCUUACAAGUUGAUCACCCUGAUUACCGAUUCUUUGUAUCUCAUAAUACUUACCGGAGAUGAGGGAAGGGUUUUCACUGUAGUGCCUCUAUUAAGAGAAAUGGCAAAGUUGUGAGUUUUGGAAUGAAGCUUGGCAAAAGCCAGAAUACCUGCCACGCAAUUCUCCUACAGACGGUUAUGAAUCUUGUGCCCUGUUGCUUCAGCAAUGUCAUCCUUUGGUUUUACAAGUCAUCAUUGCCAAAGUCAGACUUCGAAUGAAAAAGGGAUUCUGUUGAUGCAACGUGACCCGGUUUUUUUAAGGUGAGUGAGUGCACAGGAUGUUUAAGGCAGACCGCAAUGUGAUUGCUUACUUUUCUGGUAGGGUUGCGAGAACAAUAACUGGUAGAUUUGGGACCUAAUGAGUAAUGACCUUGUUUUUUUCUUGUGUGGGUUCUGAAGGUGUUAGUGAUAUCAAAAAUGUUAGCGAAACUAUGACUGUAACUUUGUGAAACAAUGUUCGAUUAUUUCAUAUGGAUGGAUGGGUUAAAGAUUAAACUGGC
This is a messenger RNA of Nelumbo nucifera (sacred lotus), 1988 nucleotides long. RefSeq lists its product as uncharacterized. Lineage: Eukaryota; Viridiplantae; Streptophyta; Magnoliopsida; Proteales; Nelumbonaceae. The record is from RefSeq and is a predicted model, not a curated record.